AUGGAUGACCAGCUGCCAAGUAUUUCUACGAUACGCGUAAAUCAGCACUCGACGAUCCCACCACAGCUCCGUAUCAAGAACAGACGUAAGCGCUAUCUUGAGCGACAUCCCGACUACUUUGAUUUUUCGCUGGAACUUGCAAAUCCUCUUCUCUACGACCGACUAAUUCGUCGCUUCCAGACACCCACGGAGCGCGAAAUUGAAUCUCGACAGAAAGGAUAUGCCGGCUCAUUAGAGGCAGAUUUGCUUCGGUCCGAGGCCAAGCUCGAGGAUGUCCAUCAGCAUGCUGACGAUAUUUCCUAUUCCUACACACAAACAACAAACGGCGAAAUCAUACAUGUCUCGAAUGAGGACGCAGGCGAACAGCUGACCAAGGACGAAGCGCAGAGGCGUUGGGUAGACGCCAUGACAGAGCGCUUUGUGGCUGGCAAGGAUGAUGAUUUCGAUUACAGCGCUGUCGAUGAGAGUGAGGAAUAUGAUGAUCGGCAGACGGAGGAGAGGGAGUUACAGGAAGAGUGGUUUGAUGAAGAGCAGCCUGAUUCUUCGCCGAGGGAGGGCGAGCAGAAGACAUGUUUGGAUGGUGAGACUGGUAUUCAGGAUUUCUGA
Messenger RNA from Lithohypha guttulata, 606 nucleotides. RefSeq lists its product as uncharacterized. The coding region runs from base 1 to 606 and encodes 201 amino acids. The record is from RefSeq and is a predicted model, not a curated record. The transcript is spliced from 2 exons. Lineage: Eukaryota; Fungi; Ascomycota; Eurotiomycetes; Chaetothyriales; Trichomeriaceae.